This is a messenger RNA of Paramecium sonneborni, 1421 nucleotides long. Lineage: Eukaryota; Ciliophora; Oligohymenophorea; Peniculida; Parameciidae. The record is from the annotation of a GenBank genome assembly.
AUGUUAAUUAGUUGUGCACUUUUUUCUUUAAUAAUUCUUUUGUGUCUGAUAUUCUACAAAAGAUUUACUUUAUCUAAGUAAAGAGCACAAAGAAAACAAAAAGAGUAUUUUGAGACAGGAAUAUCAAAGUAAACACUUGCAUUUCUACAUCCUUAUUGUAAUGCAGGAGGAGGAGGAGAAAAAGUAUUAAUGUGUAUGAUAGAAAAAUUGCAAAAAUAAUAAAAAUAUCACAUAGUUAUAUAUUCAGCAGAGGAAGUUAAUGAUUAAUCAAUUAUAGAUAAAGCUAACUGUAGAUUUGGUACAAAAAUAAAUAGCCAAGAACUUAAAUUUAUUCCUAUCUUAUAAAGAAAUUUGCUUGAACCUAAAAAGAGAUUUACAUUACUGUGUUAAAUUUUUGGAUAAAUGAUUUAUGCUUUAAAAUGCAUAAAUAGUUUUCAACCAGAUAUAUUCUUAGAUUCAACAGGAUUACCAUUUACAUUUUUUAUAGUUAGAUUACUAUUGCCAAAUGUAAGAGUAAUAGCCUAUGUUCAUUAUCCAUUUAUAAGCACAGAUAUGAUUUCAUAAGUGGAGAAAAAAGAAGCUAAAUAUAAUAAUGAUGAUGAGAUUACAAAAUCUGAGAGAAAAACAAAGAUUAAAUUAUGGUAUUACAAAUUUUUAUUUUUCUUUUACUCCUUAUGUGGUAGAAUGGUAGAAUUUGCAUAUGUAAAUUCAACUUGGACAUAUAAUCAUAUGAAAUAGACAUGGAAAUCUACUUAAUUGGUUAAAUUAUUUCCACCUUGUUAAGUUGAUGCAUUCAUGAAAAGAAAGCAAUUUACAAAUUAAUUCAUAAUUAUAUCGUUUGCUUAAUUCAGACCAGAGAAAUAACAUUUAUUAUAAGUUGAAAUAAUUGAAGCUUUAGUUGAAAGAUUACCUUCAGAAAUAUCUCAAUCAAUCAAACUUUAUAUGAUUGGAUCUUGCAGAAAUGCAGAUGAUGAACUUUUAUUUCAAACUAUUUAAGACACAAUAAAUAGAAAAAAUCUUUAAGUAUAUAAUAAUUGAAUUACGUUAGGAUUAUAUAACAAUGUAUAAAAACUUGCCUUUUUAAGAUAUUCAAAAGCUUCUUACAUCUGGGAUGAUUGGACUACAUACAAUGGAAUAUGAACAUUUUGGAAUUACUAUGGUUGAAAUGUUAGCUGCUGGUCUUAUUGUUAUAGCUCAUAAUUCAGCAGGCCCUAAAUUAGAUAUAUUAGCCAAUGAUAUUGGAUUUCUAUGUGAAAACAUUGAAGAUUAUGUGUUAUCUGUUGUGAGAAUUAUGCAAUUAACAGAGUAAUUAAUAUAUAUUAUUAUAUUUUAGUGAAGAGAGAAGUAGAUACUAAUUAAUGGGUAGAAAAUAAGCAGUUAAUUUUAGUGAUGAGACUUUUAAGAAUUUAUUUAACAUUUGA